Rana temporaria (common frog) is the source of this 4200-nucleotide messenger RNA. RefSeq names its product Jupiter microtubule associated homolog 2 (gene JPT2). The coding region runs from base 91 to 708 and encodes 205 amino acids. Gene Ontology annotation, cellular component: nucleus. The transcript is spliced from 5 exons. NCBI's taxonomy places the organism in Eukaryota, Metazoa, Chordata, Amphibia, Anura, Ranidae. The record is from RefSeq and is a predicted model, not a curated record.
UGUCUGGGGCUUUCCCUUGUUGUGAAGCAUUCGGUCGCGGCUGGUGUGGCGUACAGACGUGUGGUGACUGGUGAGGAGCUGAGCGCGGAGAUGACUUCCACAGAUAACUACCAGAGCCUGGAGGCCAACAGCAAGCCCAGCUCCAGAGUGUUGAAGCCCCCAGGAGGCGGAUCAAGCUGCAUUUUUGGUACCGCUGAAGAGGCCGCCGUUUCAAGCCGACAACACAGGAUGUCCUCCAAUAUCUUCGGGCCCUCAGCAGAGUCUGACAAUGCACCAAAGAGGUCCAACCCUCCAGGUGGAAAGACAAGUGGUAUAUUCCAGGCGUCCACAACUGCACAGUUGGCAGCGAAGCAGAACCCAGCAGCAGGAAAGGCCAGCAACAUAUUUGGUGGUGCACAACAACAAACAAGCCCAAAGGCACAUCCUAAUAAACCGAAGGAUAGCAUUUCUUUAAAACAAGCAGAAGUUUCAGCCUCCCCUAAACCAGUGAAGACUGAAGUGAAAGCUGAAAAGCCACCUCCUCCACCUCCAGCUCCCACACCAGAACCAACGCCGGAAGUGAAGACGCCAGUGGCCAAAGAAGAGAAGAAGGUUGUGAUGCCAGAAAUUGACAUUUCUAGACACGAGCCUCACCUAGGCCCCCGGCCACGCUCCCACAACAGAGUCCUGAACCCACCAGGGGGCAAAUCCAGCGUCACCUUCUAUUAAUGACCAAAGUGUAAUGGAGUUGGCAGGGGGCGGCCUUAUGCAUGUCAGUCAUACUCAAUUCUCUUAGAUCAGGGGAGCGCUGGGCAGCUAUUAAUGGUCUGAAAUUUAUAAGUUUAUUAGUACUUUGUACCAAAUGGAUGAAAAGACCCAAUCGCACCUAGCCAUCCCAUCCACACCUACGUUCUGUAUUGCUGAAAGGUAAUUUUAUGUCUGUGCUAGUGGGAGAAAUACUUCAGUUUUUGUUUUUAAUAACUUAUAAAAUGAAGUGGAUUAUUUACAGAGCCAAUGCCUCAUGGGUUUGUUUCCCAAUAAAAUUCUUUAAUGUGUCCUGUCCGAGAAGCCAUUUUGGAAACUGACCCACCACCAAUAAGUGUGCCUUUACCAGAGACCAGUGACCCUGGUUAACCAUUUUGGCAUAAUUUUGAAGGCAACACGCACACCCUUUUCAUUUCAGGAGAUUGAUUAAUGAAUCUCUUGAAACGGCCACAUUAGUUUUGACCAAGCAUCUGCAUUGCUGCAAUUGGGUCAGUGCACAUAAUGGCUUCUACUGCAUCAGCGAUCAAAACGUUUGCUUCUGCAGGCCUCUUUGCUUGGAUUAGACACGUUAAAGCUGAAGUUUAGGCAUGGAUAUUUUUGCUUGGUUAUAUUGGUCCAGCUUGCUUCAACGCAAGCAUCUGUGUGUGCCAUACAUGUGGGAUCCCCAUGGAACCUGGAAAUGACUAUAGUGAUAUUGUUUCUACAGUGAUUGCCACUGGCUUCUGGGUCUCAUGCUAAAGCUGGCAUGGGUACCAUUCAGAGAACACUUUGCAUUUUCUCAAUAAAUACAAAGAAUUCUCUAUUUUGGAAGAGGUGGAAAUUGGCCUCUCAACCUUGUCCAAUCGGCGAGCACUUUGUAUUUUCUCAAUAAAUGCAAAGUAUUUCCUGGAUGGCAUCCGUGCUGAGCGAGCGGGCGACCUCCUGUGUUUGCAAUUCAGCAGGGUGACCUCUGCUAAUGAAGAUCCAUGUACUAGCAAUGCCUACUACAUGGAUCUCCAGCUUCCAAAGGAAUCCCACAGGUAUGGUGCCAACAUACUUGCAUUGCUCCCAUGGUGGACCAAUGUAACUGGGUAAAAAUUAUAAUGCCAAGCUUUAAGCAUAGGGGACUCUGAAAACCUAUCCCUGCUGACUCUGUUAUUGGUUUUAUGCUUUUUUUGAAUGUCAAGUCCAAAGCCGUUUUCUACUUUUUAAUAGAAUGGGGAAGUAUUAGAACUCCUGACAGGUUUUGCUUUUGCUUUUUUUUUUUUUAACAACUUUAUUGAUACAAAGGACAUCUUACAUGACAGUCAAGUACAUCAGUCAGCAAAGGUCCUGGCAGGUUUUUACAGCCAUCUGGUGCUCAGAUUUCCCAUAACUUCCUGUCCUGCUGAAAACAGGAAGUCAGGGAAAAUGUAUAACAGGGACACAGACAGAAAUACAAAUUUAUUAGAAUUCCAGCCUUCCCCCUCCACUAAAGGAAAUCAUCUUUAUUUUUGUCUGAUGUUAGAGGUCCCCUCACUUCAGGCCUGGUAAAGUCAACAAGACAAAGUAGGUGGUAAGUAAAUCUCUCUAAUGGAGACCCAUAUGGCAGUAAAAAUCUGAAAGGGGUUCCAACUUUUACCCACACUGUCCAAAUCAAAGAAAAAAAAAGGUUUUGAGCUAAACAUUUGAGCUUUUUUUUUUUUUACAUCUUUAGGCCAUCUCAAGAGGAUCCCUAGCAAGAAAAAAAAUAAACACUAGGCAUCCGUCUUUAGAUAGUCAGGCAGUGUCCUGGAAUAGUUGAUUAUUAAAAUGUUAAUUUUUGUUGAAGUCAGAAGUGAUGCCUGAAUGCCAGGAGAGCCAAGCCCAGUAUGAACUAUUUUCUACACAUCAUACAAUUUUUUUUUUUUCUUUCUUUCUUUAGCUUAACCUUCAACUAUCUAGUGCAAGCACCUGCCUGACUGCAGACAAGUUGAAAGUGUUUAGGCUUGACCUUGUGUUUGUAUGAUUUUGGUAAAUUUAAAGGGGAAAAUUGUAUAAUGUGUAGCCAGCUUACACUUGAGCUUGGCAGACAUUUUGUAAGCCAGAUCAAUAUUCAUGAGCGUUCAGUCCAUUAUUAAAAAAAAAAAAAUGCUCUGUGCCUGAUAAGAGCUGUCGGAUUUGCCCCUAGGAACUAAUUGUACUCCUUCCUUGCUUACUACACCCAACCAGAUUCUUUCAUUUCAUAACCUGCACUGUAGGGAUGGAUGGGAGAAUUUUAUCUGCUGUGGGCAAAACACGUGCCCCCACUCAGAUACUUUGAUAAAUAAGGCUCACAUCUUUCCUUGGUAGCUGAGGGCAUGCUCGCAGAUAUGGCAAUGCAAUUCCUGAAGGGGGGGCUGCACUGUGAAUUGACUCAAAAUCCCAUAAGUGUUUUGUUGUAUUUAGGAAUACACCAUAGUUGCACUUGAGGAUGUUGUGUGUUCUUGAACAAGUUGCCAAUGAUUUAAAUGGUGCCAUCUCCACUCGCAAGAGUCUUCCAACACUGCUUUUUCAUGAUGGUCGUGGGCCUGAUGGUAGCUUCCUUGGAGGCAGUUCCAGUUUAACUCCAGACCUCUACAAAGGCAACAUUCUCUUGUCAAGUCGAACAAGUCCUUGGACUCCUGGCCUAUUGGCUCAGAAAUAUGGCUCUGGAAUCCAUAAACCACAAUUUCAACAUCCUUUUUCUACACAAGGUGGUAUUCCUUGGAGUUAUCACCUCUUUAAGGCGUGUGUCUAAGCUGGCAACCUUAAAUCCGCAAAGGGCCCUGUCUAGUUUUCCAUUAGGAGAACUGAAACAAUGAAUUUUAAAUAUGUCACCAUGGCAUGGCUACCAUGGACAUGUUAAAGUAUAAGGUGGUGUUGAGGCUCAGGACUUCCUUCUUGCCUUUUUGAUAGUUUCUUCCUUUUGCCUCAUCCAGGACAUUGUUCUCUUCCCUCCUGUACAGUCCAGCUCCAGUUUACUGUGAGAUUUCCCUCCAUUGUCUGUCUGGAUGUGUAUAUAUUUAUGGGGGGUAAUUGUGAAGGACUUUCAAGGUACCAGAGGAUUGUCUGAGUACACAUGUAGAGAUUUUUUUUACAUACUGCCGUCGGCCCUGUAGGGACUGCAUUGCUAUAUAAAUCUAUUUAUGUUCCUAUAUUUUGAUCAAGACCAGAGCUACCAUUCUCUCGAUUAUUCAUUUGGCCCAAACAAAAUGUCUCUCUCCCUAACAGGCAAUCCUUGUUUAAAACUUUUAUAGGAAAGAAAUGAGGUGCUUGUAUAUUAAAGAUAUUCGCUUACUGAUAAUUGAAGUUUGUACUGUAAUGUUGACAAAUGACAUUGGAUACUAGUUAUAAGGUGCCACAUAUCUUUGAUGUUACAUGACUGUUCGAAAUUGUGUAGAAUCCCUUAGAAUGUAUAUUUUUCUUUUAAUUUUCCAACCACAACACCGCCCAGUAAGAAGUUUGACUUUGUGUUUUUUACUGCAUACCAAAAAAUAA